Molecule: messenger RNA, 1271 nt
Organism: Neltuma alba
Lineage: Eukaryota; Viridiplantae; Streptophyta; Magnoliopsida; Fabales; Fabaceae
Product: lipid phosphate phosphatase 2-like
Exons: 7
Coding region: 20-925 (301 amino acids)
Biological process (GO): phospholipid metabolic process; phospholipid dephosphorylation
Cellular component (GO): membrane
Molecular function (GO): phosphatidate phosphatase activity
Source: RefSeq, a predicted model, not a curated record
UUGUCAUUUGCAGAGGAAAAUGCCAGAAAUUCAGUUGGCUAUGCACACCAUUAAAUCACAUGGAGCUAAAGUGGCAAGAAUACAUUUGCAUGACUGGUUAAUUCUUUUGCUUCUUGUCGUCAUUGAUGUCAUCUUGAAUGUGAUAGAGCCGUUUCACCGCUUUGUUGGAGAGGGGAUGCUGACUGACCUCAGAUACCCAAUGAAAGAUAAUACUGUCCCCUUUUGGGCUGUCCCGAUAAUAGCGGUAUUGCUGCCACUGGCGGUCAUUCUUGUCUACUAUAUCAAGCGAAAGGACAUUUAUGACUUUCAUCAUGCUAUAUUGGGGCUUCUAUUUUCUGUUCUAAUUACUGUGGUGAUAACUGAUGCUAUCAAAGAUGCUGUUGGACGGCCACGGCCUGACUUCUUUUGGCGAUGUUUUCCUGAUGGCAAAGGGGUGUUUGAUCCAAUAACAAGUAAUGUUUUGUGCACUGGAGAUAAGAGUGUCAUCAAGCAAGGACACAAAAGUUUCCCCAGUGGACAUGCCUCUGGGUCUUUUGCUGGUCUAACCUUUCUUGCAUGGUAUCUAUCUGGAAAGAUUAAGGUAUUUGAUCGUAGGGGUCAUGUUGCAAAGCUCUGUAUUGUUCUCUUACCAAUCCUCAUGGCAGCUAUGGUUGCAGUCUCACGUGUUGAUGAUUAUUGGCAUCAUUGGCAAGAUGUGUUUGCCGGAGGUCUAAUUGGAGCGAUAGCUGCUUCUUUUUCUUACUUGCAAUUCUUUCCUCCUCCAUAUGAUGCAGAUGGUUGGGGCCCUUAUGCAUAUUUUCAGAUGUUGGCUGAAUCUCAAAAUGGUGCUCAAGUUUCAUCUACGAACAAUGACAUUAUCAGCCCACAAACUGGUGAGAUCCAUAUUGUAAGUAUUCCACCUCAACAUGAUGGGAAUAUUGGUUGAAGCAAUAACUGGGAUUCAAGUUCAACUCCUAUAUUUGAUGGAUCGCAAAAUGCAAGGAGACAAGGACUUCAGUCUCUUAGUGAAGAGACACGUGAAAAGAUCAGAUGUGCAUAUGGUCUGCAGAUUUCUGCUUCUGUAACUUCCUGGAAGACCUGAAAUUGACAUAUGCUCAUUUCCUCAGAUUAGAUAGGAUACUUCCAGUGUUUGAGCUCUGAACAAAUGUGAUUCUGAGAUGAUUACAGAGGAGUGUAUGAUUUUUGAGAAGUUCCUUGAAGAAGGGGCUAAUACGAUAUAUCCUAAAAAUCAAUCAAUUAAAAUAAAUCAUAAAAAUAUGAUACUUUUGUCA